Molecule: messenger RNA, 1629 nt
Organism: Clonostachys byssicola
Lineage: Eukaryota; Fungi; Ascomycota; Sordariomycetes; Hypocreales; Bionectriaceae
Source: the annotation of a GenBank genome assembly
AUGGAUGCUAAGAUCCCCUUCAAGGAGGAACCGAACCAGGUCCAUGUCGAGGAUCCUCUGUACGAGUCCUCGUCUGAACUUGAGCAGCUCACAUACGGUGGAAAGGGCAUAAAGGGCGUUCUUGCCUCUCCUUAUGUCGCCUCAGCGGCCGUCCUAGCCUCGCUAGGCGGUUUCUCUUUUGGCUAUGACCAGGGUGUCAUCAGCAUCAUUUUAGUCAUGGACCAGUUCCGCGCCACAUUCCCCGAAAUCGACCCGGGCCACAGCAGUUACGGCUUCAACACUGGUUUCAUGACGGGUAUGCUUGAGCUCGGGGCCUUUCUCGGCUGCCUUUUCUUCCCCUACGUCGCCGACAAGAUUUCUCGCAAGUACGCCAUCACCAUGGCUACUGCUUUCUUCACCGUCGGAGCUGUCAUCCAGACUGCGUCUCAUAACUACGGAACGCUCGUUGCCGGUCGAACUAUCGGUGGCAUCGGUGUCGGUCAGCUUGCCAUGGGCGCCCCCCUUUACAUCUCUGAAGUCGCCCCCCCUAACAUGCGUGGCUCUCUGCUCGUGCUUGAGCAGUUCAGCAUUGUAUUCGGCGCCAUCGUCGCAUACUGGGUCACCUAUGGCACACGCAGCCUCGCCGGUGAUAUUGCCUUUCGUCUCCCCUUUGGCCUCCAGAUGAUCCCCGCUCUCAUCGUCGGUCUUGGGAUUCUCGCCUUUCCGUUUUCACCCCGCUGGCUCGCUAUGCGUGGUCGCAACCAAGACUGCCUCCAGUCCUUGACCAAGCUCCGCCGUGUCCCGUUAGAUGAUGGCCGUAUCCAAGCCGAGUGGAGGAGCAUCGUCUGCGAGGUCAAGUUCGAGCAGGCCGUCCUUGAGAAGCAGCACCCCGGCCGCAAGGGCGUCGCCCUCGAGGCCCUACAGUGGGUUGAUCUUUUCAAGCCCAAGAUGAUCCGCCGUACCGCAAUCGCCCUCGCCGUCUCCUUUUUCCAGCAGUUCUCGGGUAUUAACGCCUUCGUCUACUACGCUCCUACCUUUUUCCGCGCCCUAGGCCAGGAUAAUGAAAUGUCUCUGAUCCUUGCCGGUAUGGUUAACAUCAUACAGCUCAUCGGUGUGAUUCCCGUCUUCAUGUUCCUCGACAAAAUUGGUCGUAGAAGGCUCGCCAUUUUCGGUGGCAUCGCCAUGGCCAUCCCUCAUCUGAUCAUGUCUGGUAUCGUGAGCAAGUAUGACGGCAACUGGACCAGCAACAGCAACAUGGGUUGGUUCGGCGUCGCCCUCAUCUACAUUUACGUCCUCUUCUUCGCCAUGUCCUACGGCCCUCUCGGCUGGACUCUUCCUGCCGAAGUCUUCCCCAGCUACAACCGUGCCAAAGGUGUCGGCUGUGCUGUUGCCGUCAACUGGCUCGCCAACUUUGUCAUCGGCGUCAUCGUCCCCGAGAUGCUUAUCCAACUCGGUUGGGGCACCUAUCUAUUUUUCGGCUGCUUCUGCAUUGCCGCCGCUACCUUUGCCUACUUUGUCAUUCUUGAGACUGCCCGGAAAUCGCUCGAGGAGAUUACUGAAAUGUUCGAGGGUGAGAGCCUCUCUGCGGAGACGGAGCUUCGCAGGCAGAUCCGUACAGGGGUUCAAACUGAGCUUGCCGAGGGUGCUUAG